This is a messenger RNA of Acomys russatus (golden spiny mouse), 2021 nucleotides long. It is a transcript of the gene Mitf, whose product is annotated as melanocyte inducing transcription factor. The record is from RefSeq and is a predicted model, not a curated record. Gene Ontology annotation, molecular function: protein dimerization activity; DNA-binding transcription factor activity, RNA polymerase II-specific; RNA polymerase II cis-regulatory region sequence-specific DNA binding. The transcript has 10 exons. The coding region runs from base 240 to 1985 and encodes 581 amino acids. Gene Ontology annotation, cellular component: nucleus. Lineage: Eukaryota; Metazoa; Chordata; Mammalia; Rodentia; Muridae. Gene Ontology annotation, biological process: regulation of transcription by RNA polymerase II; melanocyte differentiation.
UCACUAGUUUCAUGAUCUAAUAGGCCAUUGACAGUUUGGGGACUGGAGGGUUUCUGGAGGGGAGCUCUGCUCUUGCCGUUUACCUUUGUGUCUUUUCCUUGUAAGUAUUAUUGGUCUCUUGUGCCCCUGUAUAAGACAUCACAUUUAUUUGUCCCCACCAUUCCCUAAGUCAAUAGAUAAGGGCACACUUUUGAACGGGAGCCCCAGAACCUGUUGAUGUAAAGUGUCUUUUACCUUUUAUGAUUACCAUCGUUAGCACCUCCCUCUUCCCUGGCUCGGUUCCCUGUCAUUUUAAGCAGGCAGCAAUUACAGGUUUGCUAAAGAAGCUGGCUUCUGCUGCCAAGGAUCCUAUUAAUUAUCACUCUAUCUCUAAUUUAGCCUUCCCACUGUUGAGAGAAGGCACAUGUAAGCCUUCUGCUGAGCGGCUGCAAUGGGAUCUCCAUAAUAAUCUUCUUUCUGAGCCAGUUGGGUGGACUCUAUGUUCAGCCAAUGGGCCAGGGUGGCCCUGCAGUUCCGCGGAGCAUCCUGGGGCCUCCAAGCCUCCGUUAAGCUCCUCCAGUAUGACAUCACGCAUCUUGCUACGCCAGCAACUCAUGCGUGAGCAGAUGCAGGAGCAGGAGCGCAGGGAGCAGCAGCAGAAGCUGCAAGCAGCCCAGUUCAUGCAACAGAGAGUGGCCGUGAGUCAGACGCCAGCCAUAAACGUGAGCGUGCCCACCACCCUUCCCUCUGCCACCCAGGUGCCGAUGGAAGUCCUUAAGGUACAGACCCACCUGGAAAACCCCACCAAGUACCACAUACAGCAAGCCCAGAGGCACCAGGUAAAGCAGUACCUUUCUACCACUUUAGCAAAUAAACAUGCCAGCCAAGUCCUGAGCUCGCCAUGUCCAAACCAGCCUGGCGACCAUGCCAUGCCACCAGUGCCGGGGAGCAGCGCACCCAACAGCCCCAUGGCUAUGCUCACUCUUAACUCCAACUGUGAAAAAGAGGCGUUUUAUAAGUUUGAAGAGCAGAGCAGGGCAGAGAGUGAGUGCCCAGGUAUGAACACGCACUCUCGAGCGUCGUGCAUGCAGAUGGAUGAUGUAAUUGAUGACAUCAUCAGCCUGGAGUCGAGUUAUAAUGAAGAAAUCUUGGGCUUGAUGGAUCCAGCCUUGCAAAUGGCAAAUACGUUACCUGUCUCUGGAAACUUGAUUGACCUAUACAGCAACCAGGGCCUGCCACCCCCAGGCCUUACCAUCAGCAACUCUUGUCCAGCCAACCUUCCCAACAUAAAAAGGGAGCUCACAGCGUGUAUUUUCCCCACAGAGUCUGAAGCAAGAGCAUUGGCUAAAGAGAGGCAGAAAAAGGACAAUCACAACCUGAUUGAACGAAGAAGAAGAUUUAACAUAAAUGACCGCAUUAAAGAACUAGGUACUUUGAUUCCCAAGUCAAAUGAUCCGGACAUGAGGUGGAACAAGGGAACCAUUCUAAAGGCCUCCGUGGACUACAUCCGGAAGUUGCAACGGGAGCAGCAACGCGCUAAGGACCUUGAAAACCGGCAGAAGAAGCUGGAACAUGCGAACCGGCACCUACUGCUCAGAGUACAGGAGCUCGAGAUGCAGGCUAGAGCGCAUGGACUUUCCCUUAUCCCAUCCACGGGUCUCUGCUCGCCUGAUCUGGUGAAUCGGAUCAUUAAGCAAGAACCAGUUCUUGAGAACUGCAGCCAGGAACUUGUGCAGCACCAGGCAGACCUGACGUGUACAACGACUCUGGAUCUCACGGACGGUACCAUCACCUUCACCAACAACCUUGGCACAAUGCCAGAGAGCAACCCGGCCUACAGCAUCCCUAGAAAGAUGGGCUCCAACUUGGAAGACAUCCUGAUGGACGAUGCCCUCUCACCUGUUGGUGUCACCGACCCACUGCUAUCGUCAGUGUCCCCAGGAGCUUCAAAGACAAGCAGCCGGAGGAGCAGUAUGAGCGCAGAAGAAACAGAGCAUGCGUGUUAGCGAGCCUGCCUCGCUCUGCCUCCGCCCGAACUGCUU